CGAAUCAGCAAUGUUGUCUUUGUGGUUGCAAGAUGGCAGCGUCCUGCACACAACGUGACAAAAUAUUCAAAGAAAAACUUUGAGUCCUCUUUAUUUAUCUGGGGUUUUUUUUCACGAAGGUUAGACAUGACUUCGAAAGACAAGAAUGAGGACUCUCCAGAAGCUGAGGACAGCGCUAGAGUAUAUAUUUACGACCGAAGAAACGACAGUCUUCCCGAAGUUAAAGUCCCGCUUGCUGGAGUUUUGAAUUUUGCCGCGUUUCACGAUAAAGUCUGUCAAGUUCUUGGAAUUUCCAAAAAUGAAAAGUUUGUUAUGGUUAAUACCAAUCGAGAUGAGAUCUCGGAUGACAAAACUUACGAAGAGCUGAUAGAGGGAGAUGACACAAUAUACCUUCUGAAAUCCACCAACCAGGAGCUGACGGCGCCAACCCAAGAACGGGUUGAGUUUAUUCCUCACUAUGACACGCUUGUGAAGAGUGGCAUGUAUGAGUACUACGCUAGCGAAGGCCAAAACCCACUGCCAUUUGCUUUUGCAGAGCUGGUAGACAAUGCACUUGCUGCCACUGCCAAUAAUGAAGACCUCAGAUCCAUAGAGAUACGCCUGAUGUUUGAUGACUCUAUUGGUAAACAUGCUGUUUGUGUACUGGAUAACGGCAGAGGGAUGACACCAAAGGAGCUUAACAAUUGGGCUGUUUAUAGACUUUCAAAAUUUAACAGGCCUCAAGUGACCCUGAAACAGUCAACUGAUGGUGGCCCACCAAGAUCUCUCAACAGUGAUAUCUCCUACUUUGGAGUUGGUGGGAAACAAGCAAUCUUCUUUAUUGGAAGUGCGACAAGGAUGGUGACCAAGACCAAGGAUUGUAGUGAUGUUCAUGAGCUUUGUAUCUCCAAGGAUGAGUUUGAAAGGAAAGAGAGAAGCAGGGAAUCUAUCUACAGUGGUCACAUUAUAAACAGAAGGGCAGGAGAUGUUGCACACAUUCCAACUGAAGAAGACAAUGUAAAGAAAAUUAUUGCAGAGGAGACAAAAAAAUCCAACUUUACAGCAGUCAUCAUAACUGGAAUAUCUCCUGAACAUAGUGCAUACCUGAAAACACACUUCCCACACUGGAGCAAACAGCUAGCACAUAUCUACCAUUAUUAUAUACAUGGACCAAAAGGAAAUGAAAAUAUUGUCAGCAAAUCAGAAAUUCCUUUCAAGAAAAUUGACUUAAAUGUUGUUCUUCACGAGAAAGGAAAGCAACCAAAGAAGAUGGAUCUUACCUCUAUAAAAGAAGAUAUGCAGACACUGUACAUCAGGUCGGCAGCAUCUGUAUUUGAAUUCCGCGCCCAUGUCGAUAAUGGCGGUGUUGUGGAGGGUGUGUUACGAUAUCAUCCCUUUCUCUAUGACAAGGAGACUUAUCCUGCAUUAGAAAUGGAUGACAAACCAGUAGUUGACGACACAGCCUCAGAGGAGCUUCUGGAUACCUUAGAAAAAGACAGCCAUGCCCCAAGAGGGUAUCGCCCUAUAUUUGAAUGCUACUGGAAUGGGCGUCUUAUUCCCUACACCACCAUAGACACGCUUGAGUGGUGCCAGCCUGCCAAGAAGAGGACCAACAUUCCGCAAGAAUGCUAUAAUAGGUUUUCCGGGGUGUUGUGGACGAAUGAUGCUUUUCAAGUCAGCACAAACAAAUUGACCUUCAUGGAUCUUGAAGGGAAGCUUAAGGAUAAAAGCACCAUAUAUAACCGUGUUGUGUUGGGGCAGGAGCAAAGAGUGCAGAUCUCUCGUGCUUUCCAUGAUUGGAUCCGUGAAUGUCACGAAAACCAUGACAAGCAGGUCAAGUUUAUAAGCUUCCAAGAACAGAUCAAGCGCAGUGAUUUGACACAGAAACGUCAUCACAGCCCUUGGUCUGUGUUCAAAGCCAUUGAGUGGGACGGCAAAGUCUUCAAGGCAGGACAAUUGGUACGUAGCCAGCGAACUGUUCCUGUGGUCUGCGGGACGGUCAAGAGGUUUUUACUGUUUGGGGAUCAUGACGAGGAUGUGUUUGCCACUGGUGGGGAGAUGGAGAUCAUACAGGAGCCUGUUGCUUUGUAUGGGGAUGUCAAAUACCUUCCUCUAGCAAGACUGGACAGAAGUAUCUCAACAAUUCAGAUUAAAAAGUUUAUUGAAGAGGAGGAACGCAAGCUUCCAAGCAAGCUUGUUGUUACGUGGCCAGAAGGUGAACAGUUGCUGCCUGACUCAAAGGUCCCUGCUGGCACAACCAUUGGGGCAAUGAGAGUAGAUAUUGUAAACGGCAAAGGAGAGUCUAUGAAUAAGAUCCCCAGUGACAGAAGGAAGCUGCUGGUGGAGCUGAAGGUUAUAUGGCACGGCUCAGAGAAAGGUGACGAUAAAGUUCUAAACACCCAUGUAUGCCAGCAUGGAGGAAAAAGCUGGCCCUAUUGGUUCCGAAAGAUGGAAAACAUCACUCAUCUUGGACCGUACACACUUCAGCUGAAGGUCCUCCUUAGCGACAGUUCCAAUAGCUCUGUCAUCAAGAAUCUCCCUGUUUACCAAAUAAAGUUUGUGGUCACCGAGGCACCACCUACCAGUUUCACUUUUGGGAUGCUUGACAACCCUUUGAGGGUUGGGGUGCCUUUUCAGAUUCCUGUUAAUCUGCUUGAUGAAUAUGACAACCCCACGAAGCUACAAUCAGACAUCACUCCGGUCCUUAGUGCAAGCGGCCUAGAGCUAAGCCAUGCGGGAACUUUCACUAAAGGGAACAGCCUGAUCAUAAAGAAUGUUGUAGCAGUUGGGAGCAUCCCCUCUAAUGCUGGCAAGGAUUUUAAUCUGAAGCUCACCCUACCCGGACUACAGGAAGACUCGCAAAGCCUUAAGAUACGCCUUCUGCCUGGUCCCCCCUGCAAACUUGAAGUUUUGCCAGCCACCAAGGAAGUAACAGUAGAGAAUGGCACCCCCCUAGAUUUAAUGGUCCAAGUACAGGACAAGGCUGGCAAUGCGACCAUACAACAAAGACUUAAUGUGGUCUGCAAGCUUUCAGGGCACCCCAAUCUUCCAAGCUACACGGCCGACUGUAGCUCUACCGGCAAAGCCGCUCUGACUGGCCCAGAGCUCUCAGUCAAGCUCAACAACAAUACGUCUCUGAAACUCACUGCCACUAUAGAGCUUCAACAUUACAAAGACGUACCAUCUGUUGAGAAGGCUCUGAUAGUCAUUCCAAGUAAAAGAGCAGGACACAUCCGUGUGUAUCAUCUGCCUAUAGGAGCAAAGCAGCAGAAUAGACUUACAGAUGGUCAGGAGUUGCCCUGUGUCGUAGGGGAAACUGUCACGGGUCUAAGUUUCAAAAUUUUGGAUGAAGGAGAACGUGAACUCGACAUUGACAAUAACCUCUCCAGUAAGAUCAAGGUGAACUGGGUUCCUAAAUCAAGUCGGGAUAUGCUGAAACAAGGCAUUCUUCCUGAUGUUAAGGCACCCACAUCUUGUGAUGAAAGUAAAUUCUGCCAAAUCAACUUGCUUGGUGCUGCAGGUCUCGACUUCUCUUUUACUCUUCGGCCAGAACCAGGCGUGCCAUCCUUGAUCAAGCUUGCAUGUAGUAACCCUAAGCUUCCACUUGGCAAAGCCAUGAAGUCAGAGAUAUUUGUCACUUUCUAUGACAAGCAUGGCAACAAAGUCACCAAGCUCCCACCGAACGUUCUACCAUUGUUCCAUGUGUCAGCCUUUGGUUUAAAAGAGAAGGAGGUCCAAAUAGGGCUCACUCAUGAUCAAACUGUUGUAAUCAAGAACAUCCAAUUUGAGGGAGUACCUCUGGGCCCACAAGAGCUCACAUUUCAGUGGCAGAAAUUAAAGUCUUUUCUUCGAGUAGAGGUGGUGUCAGGUCCACCAGAGAAGCUAGCCUUGAUCAACAUCAAUACAAUAGAGCCAUUCUCAGUUUUCAAUGACACAGCACUGGAAGUACCUUUGAGUGUACAGCUUUGUGAUGUAAUGGGCAAUGCCUCCACUGAACCCAAUGUCAAGAUAGUACUAAACACUGACAAAGGACUCAAGCUGACGCCUCCACCUGUCCCAACGAAAACCAACUCCAAGGGCCAAGCAUGUUUUGGUUCUCCUACAAUAUCUGCAACAAAGGGUUUGUAUGGUAUCCGCAUAAAAGCCCUUCAUGGAAGAUCAUCGUUUGAUGCACCUGUAAUAAUGGUGAGAGUGGAACCCGACCCAUCUAAACCAGUCAAGGUCAUGUCUACGUUUAAUAAGCAAGAUUCGUGCGAAGUGGGAGAGUUAUUGCCAACCGUUUCGGCACAUGUACUAGCCGAAGAUGGAUGUCCCAUGAAAUCAGCCAGUAACAAGGACAUUGUACUUAAAAUAUGGCACACGAAGGAUGGUCCUGUCUCUACCAAGCCUCCGCAAAGGGCAACAACAUUGUAUCCAUCUAAGCGAACUAACAAGGACAUGGCUGGCUACUUCUUCUUCAGAGACCUGAAAGUUCCAGAAGUUUCUGGCCCUUAUUGUAUGAUAGUGCAAUAUGGAACCGGCUCGUCUGUCCUUACCAGCGAAACAAUGACAUUUAGCGCAGCAGCUGGUCCGCCUGUGAAACUUGAGCCAGAGGCUAUGCCUCCAACACCUACAGUAUCCAACUCGCAGAGGAACGCAAACAACAGAUGCCUGGUAAAGGGUCUACGGCUUCAGCUAAAGGAUAGGUUUGAUAACCUGACAGGCGAGAGUAUACGUGGCAAGGUGGCGGUCAGUGUAGUGAGCCCUGUAGAUGGACUCGACGAAAUCCCAUCUCUGUGCAACGCAUCAGCAAGCAACCAAAUAGAGGUCCACCUUGUCAAGGGCAUCGCCCCAAUUCCGACCCUACACAUCAAGGAGAACACAAGCGGCAAAGACGGACAGGAGUACCUGCUAAGCUUCCAGGCCAAGCUUCCUUCUAGCGCCGCUAUUCAUCCUCUUCCUCCCUUAACGAUUCCCUUUCUGUUCUACAAUGAUGUGCGUAAGAAACAGCAGAUGGCUCAGUUGACGCAGGAGAGGGACCACUUGUUUGAGACGAUUCGCACAUACCGCUCUCUGUUUGACACCACAAGGCAGCUAAUACAAGAGAUGAGAGUUUCUGUCCACGAGGCCUGCAACCAGGAACAGAAGCUAAGAGGAGAAUUGAGAAAAAAUAACGUCCCUGUCAACAACUUGGCGACGCCGCAAGCAGUGCAAACCUAUUUAACAAGUCUUUUAAAGAAAAGAGAAGAGCUUGAGCGAACACCGCGCAGACAGUGUGGACUCAGUCCUGGCCCCCGAGGAGAUCCUGAAGUAUUAGGCAAGGUAGCUCACUUAGCGCAAGUUGAGGAUGAUGCUGUUGCACGGGUGCUGUCUUGGCACAUGGCUAGCGACAUGGACUGUGUGGUGACCCUAACAACAUCCAAGGCAAAAGAGGUCUACUCCCAGUCAAACGGUCAGCAACAGGUGCUUCCACUUGACUCUAUUUACAGACGCAGCCUGCCCGAGUGGACCAGACCCCUCCCACAUAUUCGUAAUGGGCCUCGAAACUACUCUCCUCCCGGGAACCCUGUGUACGCACGUGACAUGCUCCGCUUCCCUGCAGAGACAGACAACUGCAAAACAGUAUUUGGUAUGUUGCUGGGGGACACCAUUAUUCUUGAUGAUCUUGACUCGGCCAACAAAUACAGACAGGAAGUUGUGAAGUUCUCUCACUGUCCCACUAUUCUAACCAGAUCAGGCGACAGGAUACGUAGUAAUGGUAAAUUCGGCGGACUACAGAACAAAGCUCCACUGAUAGAGCGAAUGCGUGGGGUCGUCUUUUCAGCUCCCCUUCCAGAGCAGCACCACAGGAUUACCGUCCAGAUAGAACAACUGCAAGGGUACAAACAAGCUCUUGUCCGACAUGCUGAAGCAAAAAGUGAUUUAGAGUUGCAACUGGAGCAGGGCCAGACAGAAGAAAUGAAGAUCAAACACCAGGAGUGCCGUGAGGCUGAAAACCAGCUGCGCCUGAUAGAGCAACGGCUGGGGAUGACUCCUACACAGUAUGACAUGCCAGCUAGUCCAGCAACCAUGCUACACACGGAGCUCAACACCCCGCCCAGCCGAGCGGCCCAAUCCCGCAAUAGAACUGCUACUACGCUCAGUCCCCUGAACACACCCAGCGGUACAACCACAAGUACUGCUAGAACCACAGUGAACGGGGUUAAUGGCACCCCACGUACUAGAAGGAGUACCACACCUAUGAACUCUGAGGAGCCACGAAGUAGUAAACGGACUAGGCGGAUGUAAUACUGGAUCAAGGGGGGUACCCACAAGUUAACGGCACAGGUGCUCUAGGGUGAAUACCACGCGUUUGUACUCUGAGGGUGUAAUCACUGAGAGUUUAGUUUAAAAACACAGGGGGAAGUGCAUUAACCCUGAUUAAUCCUCUGAGGGUGUAAUCACUGAGAGUUUAGGUAGGGACACAGGGGGGGAGUGCAUUAACCCUGAUUAAUCCUCUGAGGGUGUAAUCACUGAGAGUUUAGUUUAAGAACACGGGUGGGGGCAUCAACCCUGAUUAGUUCUUGGUUAAGUAGCUGCAGCCCUGUGCUUUUUAGAUUAAUCUUAUUUUACGACAAGCAACAGCAAGAUGCUGCAUUAGUUCGGCUUUUCUAAACCCUUGGAUUUUUAUCCAAGUUUUCCCUGAGUUUUCUGUUUUUCUACCUCUGCCCAGUGUAAGUACAGGAGUAGCAGAAAAUUGCAAGCAGUUUAAUAUUCAUAAGCUUAUAGUAGCCUUAAUUCAAUUUUGUAAGGCAUUUAAGGUGGUGGAGGUAGUUAGCUAUACAUAUUUUAUUGUUUUUCUACAACAUAUUUUGCCUUUAAGAACUGGAUGAUUAUUUUUUAAAUUAAUAGUUCUUGAUUAAAAAUAAAUAAAUUAUGUUUUUAGGAUA
This is a messenger RNA of Nematostella vectensis (starlet sea anemone), 6887 nucleotides long. RefSeq names its product structural maintenance of chromosomes flexible hinge domain-containing protein 1. Gene Ontology annotation, molecular function: protein binding; ATP binding. Gene Ontology annotation, biological process: double-strand break repair; chromosome organization. The transcript is spliced from 52 exons. Gene Ontology annotation, cellular component: chromosome. The record is from RefSeq and is a predicted model, not a curated record. The coding region runs from base 127 to 6246 and encodes 2039 amino acids. NCBI's taxonomy places the organism in Eukaryota, Metazoa, Cnidaria, Anthozoa, Actiniaria, Edwardsiidae.